Fusarium musae is the source of this 1104-nucleotide messenger RNA. RefSeq lists its product as uncharacterized. The transcript has 2 exons. Bases 1 to 1104 code for a protein of 367 amino acids. NCBI's taxonomy places the organism in Eukaryota, Fungi, Ascomycota, Sordariomycetes, Hypocreales, Nectriaceae. The record is from RefSeq and is a predicted model, not a curated record.
AUGCGUUUCUCAACACUCUUUGCGUCUGUCGGCCUCGUAGGCUCUGCCCUUGCUGGCAUUGUCCCCAAAUCCUACAGGGUUCCUGCUGCGAAUGGUUUCCCCGACCCCGAUGCUUCACAGGAGAAGCAGAUCGCCAUCCAGGCCGGUGGAAAGCUCCCUGGUGCUCCUCUUCCUACCACUCUCGGUGUUGGUUCUACCACAGCUUUCCAGCUGAUUGCCUUCAACGAGCUCUUUGAGACUGCUUACUUUUGCUCUCUUCUCUACAAUGUCACCAACGGCAUUGAAGGAUACAAGGUUGAGGGCGACAAGUUGCAUGAGGCCAAGCAUGUUCUCAAGACUGUCCUUGCUCAAGAAGAGCAGCACGCUAUAGGCGCCCUGGCCACUCUCAAGUCAGCCGGCAAAUUUGCCCCUUCGCCUUGCAAAUACCAAUUCCCCGUUGACAACCUCAAGGACGCCAUUCUCCUCGCUGAGACCUUCACUGCCGUUGUUCUCGGUGCUCUCCAAGACGCCAACGUCGUCUUCGCAAGCGAGGGUCUUCCAGAGGUUGUCCGCCUGAUCUCAUCCGUCAUCGGCCAAGAGGGCGAGCAAAAUGGUUUCUACCGUAUCUACCUCGGCCAGGUCCCCUCUGAGUCACCAUUCCUGACCACUGUCCCUGCUGCUUUCGCCUGGUCUGCUCUCCAGGGUUUCAUUGUUCCUGGCUCUUGCACUGAGGAUAUCAAGAAGAUCGACCUUCCCAUCUUCCCUGCUCUCCAGGUCAACGGUGGUGCCAUUGCUGUUAUUGAGGCUGAGGACCAAAGCCUAACUUUCAGCGCUACUCUCGAGGAGUCUUACAAGGGCGAGGAUAUCUACAUCACCUACACCACUGGCCAGCAACUUCCCUAUAGUGUCAAGGCCGAGAACGUUAAGUGGGAUGGAACCAGUGUCAAGCUUAAGGCUGAAUUCCCCUACCACAAGCUGGUCGCUCAGGGCUUCACCCACGCUGCUCUGACUACUUCCAACAACAUUGCCACUCCUGAUGACGUUCCCAACGUCACUCUUGCUGCUCCCGGUCUCAUCCAAGUCAAGAACCCUCUUGACGGCGGCAAGGGAAGCUCCUCUGACUAA